AAGGGAGUUAUGAACUAGCUCCAUUAAGGCGAUAGCAGUUGCAUGUUGUUGGAGGUUUUGCUGAAACAUGUUGACUGUUUUCGACAAGGUAAUAGGAAACCUUCCUGUAGAACUGGGGCUUCCUUCAACUGGGUUGGACAAGGCAAAGACCAAGGAAGAAAUCUUGAAGGUUUUUCAAUCAUCACAUCCGGAGUGUACUGUGUACUACCUUUCAGAUGGAAGUUUCAUGGCUUUGGCUCAUGACGAUGAGAAGCAUUCUCAUCCAAGGUCAAUUGUAGUCAUAGACAAUGUCUUCUGUAUUUUCAUUGGGACUUUGGAGAACACUUGUGACCUGAGACGAUACUAUGGCCUUCCAAGGCUUGCAACAGAAGCCAUGAUUGUUGUUGAAGUCUGUAAAGUCCUAAGAGAUCGAGCACCCUACCCACCUGAUGAAGUCAUAAAAGAUUUGCAAGGAAAGUUCGCAUUUAUCCUCUUUGAUGGUAGUUCUGGUACCCUUUUCACAGCCAGGGACUGAGAUGGAAGCGUUGAACUUCACUGCGGAAUGACAGGUGAUGGAUCUCUAGUCUGCUCCCACGAACUCGACAUCAUUAGAGAAGCUUGUGGGAACUUUCCCUCCAGGCUGCAUAUUCACAAAUGCAAGUGGUUUGAUGAGCUUUAUUCAUCCGCUACACAAGGUAAUGGCAAUUGCACGUGAAGAUGAGAGUGGCAACAUCUGUGAAGUUGCUUUUCAGGUGGAUCUAUUCAUGUGAUUACCUAGCAUUCCACGCACCUGUAGUGGACAGAAUUGGGCGAAUGCAACUGCUGUCAAGCAAGGAGAUCACUACUAGGAUCAACAGCAAUGAAGUGAAAUAAAAAUCACCACA
Molecule: messenger RNA, 863 nt
Organism: Argentina anserina (silverweed cinquefoil)
Lineage: Eukaryota; Viridiplantae; Streptophyta; Magnoliopsida; Rosales; Rosaceae
Product: stem-specific protein TSJT1-like
Exons: 4
Coding region: 68-514 (148 amino acids)
Source: RefSeq, a predicted model, not a curated record